This is a messenger RNA of Eucalyptus grandis, 510 nucleotides long. Its product is annotated as BON1-associated protein 1. The coding region runs from base 1 to 510 and encodes 169 amino acids. Lineage: Eukaryota; Viridiplantae; Streptophyta; Magnoliopsida; Myrtales; Myrtaceae. The record is from RefSeq and is a predicted model, not a curated record. Gene Ontology annotation, biological process: defense response. The transcript has 2 exons.
AUGAGAUUAGAAGUCACCGUCAUCUCCGGCGAAGACCUCCGCAUCAACGACAGGCCCAUCAAGAACAACGCCUUCGUCACUGUCAAUGACUAUUGCGGCUCGACUUCGUCGCAAGACUCGACCACACCUGAUGCUCAGAGCGAAAGCUACCCUUACUGGGACGAGAAGCUCCACAUGGACUUGCCCACAGGCUCGCAUUACAUCGUUGUCGAGGUCUGCCGGAGGACCUCCUCAGCUGGAGACAAGCUUGUCGGGACGGCCUGGAUUCCAGUGUCGGACUUCGUUGGAGACUACACACCAGAGAAUUACCUGCAUUUCUUGAGUUACAGGCUGAGAGAUGCCAAAGGCCUCCGCAAUGGGAUCAUCAAUAUCUCGGUGAGGGUCGUGUCAUCGUCGUAUAAAGGGACUUUGUCCAGUUCGUCGCGUCUACCACCAUCGGUGCUGGAGUUCAGGAUGCCGGUGGAUCGGGAGAGGAACGGGGGGACGGUGACCGGGGUACCGAUUUGGUAA